This is a messenger RNA of Symbiodinium necroappetens, 801 nucleotides long. NCBI's taxonomy places the organism in Eukaryota, Dinophyceae, Suessiales, Symbiodiniaceae. The record is from the annotation of a GenBank genome assembly.
AUGGCACCAAGGAAAACAGGGAAGGUGGACUUUCCUUCGGAUUGGUGGUUGCCGUUUGAGCUGGCCAGGCAGGUCAGGUCAGAACCUGUCGUGAUGGGUGGCUUGUCCGUCUUCGACGGCUUGCCGCGCUCAAGCCGAAGAAUCAGCGAGGCUCUGACUGCGAAAGGUUUGGUCACGGCUUCCAUUGACAUUCGCAAUCCCACGGACGACCCGAAUGCACAGAACAUUCUGGAAGAGGCUGGGUUGACAAUGUUUGUGGAGCAUUUGGCAUCUCUGGAGAAAGAAUCCAUCCUCUUUCUGCCCAGAUCCGUGUCACGGCGCAGCAAAGCCAAUCCCCACGGCGCUAGCUCAGCGUGGGUUGAUCUUGGGAAUCAGCAUGCCAAGUUCGUGGAGCAAGCUCUUCUCGCAGCCACUUCUCGAGGUAUAUGGACUGUGCUGGAGCAGCCGAAAGGUUCGCUCCUGUUUGACGAGCCUGGUGUGGCGCAUGCGCUGGGUGCCAUUGGAGCCCGUUCCGUGACAGUUAACCUCGGAUGUUUUGAUGCGCCCAGCUUAAAGCCACUCACGCUGAAGGGCACGGCUCCAUGGCUGGAACAGCUGCAAGACAUCUCCAAAAAGCGCAAAGCUUCCGGCGUCGCAGAUGGCCUAGACUGUCUCUGCACUUAUGACGAGGAUGGCAAUCCCACAGGUACCGCUGCUGUUCCAGAGUCCGAAGCGUACCCCGAGGAGUUUUGCGAGCCUCGAGUCAUCUUUUAUCCUGUAAGACCAAGACUUAUAGGAUUCAGGAGUUUCAUUGCCCAGUAA